Molecule: messenger RNA, 1078 nt
Organism: Girardinichthys multiradiatus
Lineage: Eukaryota; Metazoa; Chordata; Actinopteri; Cyprinodontiformes; Goodeidae
Gene: kti12
Product: KTI12 chromatin associated homolog
Exons: 10
Coding region: 100-945 (281 amino acids)
Source: RefSeq, a predicted model, not a curated record
CUUUGGCGCCCCCUGUUGGCUUGCCUGCUUAUCACAUCCGGGUGAAAGCGCUGAGCAGCAGCAUCGUGCUGGUCACCUUGUAACUAACCAGCACCAGUUAUGCCUCUAAUAGUAAUGUGUGGGUACCCGUGUAGUGGGAAAACACGGAGGGCAGAAGAGCUGAAGGCGCAUUUUGAAGAUACCACCGACCGUCAGGUUCACACUGUUGGAGACGGAGCUCUGGGCGUUGAUAGAAACCGUGUUUACGCAGAUUCCCAACAGGAGAAAGAUGCCAGAGCAUCUCUAAAAGCUGAAGUAGAGAGGAAGGUCAACAAGGACAACAUUGUAAUCUUGGACUCAUUAAAUUACAUAAAAGGUUACCGCUAUGAACUGUUCUGCCUUACGAAGCAUGCACAGACACCACACUGCCUGGUUCACUGUUUGACGUCAGGUGAGGACAGCUCAUCGUGGAACAAAAACAGAGAAGCUGCAGAGCAAUACAGCCAGAACAUCUUUGAAGCAUUAGUUCAGAGGUUUGAAGCACCAGACUCCAGAAACAGAUGGGACAGCCCUCUCUUCACAGUCCUAAAAGACGACAUCCUUCCUCUUGAAGCCAUUUCUGAUGCGCUUUUUAAAAGAAAAGCCCCCCCACCGAACCAGUCUACACAGAGCCAACCCCUCUCCUCAACAAACUUCCUGUAUGAGUUGGACAAAAUCACACAGGAUGUUUUAAUGGCAAUUUUUAACGCCCAGAAGACGAGUGUUCCCGGGGACCUUAUCUCAGUUCCAGGAGCUACAGAAAAGGUGGAGCUGACCAGGAUCGUCAACAUGGCAGAGCUGAGGAAACUACGGCGCCAGUUCAUCUGUUACAGCAAGAUGCACCCGACGGAGAACACGGGCCAGAUUUCCAACAUGGUGACAGCAGUGCCAAAGAUCCGAUCCCAGUGGCUGAAGAAGGGAGCAUAGUUGCUGCUCGGCUUCUGGUGGUGCAUGUCGUGGGCAGGGGCGCCCCCCAGCAGACCAAAAGGCACCAGGCGGUUCAGGGUCCAGGGCAGGUCGUACCCUAUGUGGUCCUCCACGGACAUCCAGAUGCUGAAAA